AUGCCAAGCAGCGGCUGUGCAGGGGUGGUGCCCGAGGUGAAGCCGGUGGGUGGGAAGCCGGCCCCCCUUCUGAGGUCUCGCACCCUGCCGGCCAUCGUCGUGCCGGGUCUCAGCAUUCUCCAGGCGCAGAUCGACGCCAGAUACAAACACGCCGAGGGCGACAAAGCAACAGACGGGAGGUCGGCUGCUAGACUCUCAGCGCCUCGCAUUGCCUUCACUGACGACUCGACUCCCGUGAAGUCAUGCUCGGACCCUGCACAGUCUGGUGGAGCCAGUGGCACCGUGGAUGGGUUGCUCUGUCUGCCCACACCGCGGGCUUACAGGAUGUCUACUCCUGGAGCCGGUGCGAGCAGCACUGCUCUUUACCGACUAGCCAAGCUGUUGAAUCAGCGCAGCCCUGCCUCGGGGAACAUAACAUCCGCGAGCGGAAGUUCCGGCGAGAACACCACUUCCUUGCACCCACCUCGUCGGCUCAGCUGGGAAAGGCCCUUCGUCAGUCCAGGCUUUGCAAAGCAGAUCAUGCCUAUCUUGCGUAUCUCAUGCUACGACGGCAGCUUAGUCACUUGA
Molecule: messenger RNA, 567 nt
Organism: Cryptotermes secundus
Lineage: Eukaryota; Metazoa; Arthropoda; Insecta; Blattodea; Kalotermitidae
Exons: 5
Coding region: 1-567 (188 amino acids)
Source: RefSeq, a predicted model, not a curated record